Molecule: messenger RNA, 858 nt
Organism: Eruca vesicaria subsp. sativa (arugula)
Lineage: Eukaryota; Viridiplantae; Streptophyta; Magnoliopsida; Brassicales; Brassicaceae
Source: the annotation of a GenBank genome assembly
AUGUUGGAUUCCUCAGCCGAAGGGCCACCGCAACAUAAAGAAACUAAGACGUCCCUGCCUCUGUCGUUUCCGUUAUCUUUAUUACCAGAUGAGGUAGCUCUGAGUUGCCUGGCUCGAGUCCCCAGAUCUGACUACAUAGCCUUAUCUCUCGUCUCCAAGAAAUACCGCUCUCUCGUGUGUUUACCUGCCUUGUAUAAGAAGCGAUCCAUAUUAGGUUUUACUGAGGAUUGCUUCUACAUAUGCUUAAGCAGCGGCGGUUAUGAAUCAAGCCCAGUCUGGCUCAUCUUCCACCGUGAAAAACGGUUCAUGAUCCCAAUACCUACGUUACUUCCUCAGCUUCCGAGAGGAUCUUCUGUUGUGGUGCUAGAUGGGAAGAUCUAUGUGAUCGGUGGGUUGUCAGGUACGAAACACUCUUCUUCUGAUGUCUUUCUAUUGGAUUGUCGGUCACACACAUGGCACUGCGUCCCUUCCAUGAGUGUGCCUCGAUCAUUUUCGGCUGCUGGUGUAGUAGACGGGAAGAUUUACGUGAUAGGAGGUUGCAGAACUAUUGAUCUUUCCUUGUGCUAUGGAGAGGUAUUUGAUCCAAAGACUCAAACAUGGGAGACGUUGGUGCCAAUAACGGAUCAUAACACUAAGAAAUUAUUCGAUUACAACCAUGUCUAUGACGAAAGCCUGGUGAUCGAGGAUAAAGUUUACGCAUUACAUAGGGCAAGAGGCGUUUAUUACUCGCCCCAUGAAGCUAAAUGGGAAUUAACGGAAAACGAUGUUUGGCGUCUACGAUUCCAGAAUCAUUGCUGUGUGAUGGAGAAAUUGUUAUAUGGUUGUGAUGAUUACGGGGAUGUGUUUUGGUGUGAGUGA